Messenger RNA from Solea senegalensis (Senegalese sole), 4986 nucleotides. RefSeq names its product exostosin-1b. The record is from RefSeq and is a predicted model, not a curated record. Gene Ontology annotation, cellular component: membrane. Lineage: Eukaryota; Metazoa; Chordata; Actinopteri; Pleuronectiformes; Soleidae. Bases 926 to 3148 code for a protein of 740 amino acids. Gene Ontology annotation, molecular function: glycosyltransferase activity. The transcript has 11 exons.
ACAAUCGGAACAACUGAGCACUCAGUAAUUGGACACAAGGAUCAAGGAAUCGCGUCUUUUUGAGAGAAUUCUCCCGUCUCUGCGCUAUUCUGCUCCGUCCUCUCUGUGUCGUUUCCACGCGUGUCCGCGUGUAACUUCGCCUCCUGCUGCCGCUGCUGCGUGGCUCAGCUCUCCGCCGAUGAGGCUUUUAUUUGAUACCAGCGAGGGAAUGCGGGGAUAGGACGAAAAAAUGCAGGGAUUCGUCAGGUUACUCUUGCACCGCUGAGCCGCGUCUUCUCUGCCUGCGCAACGGCGCGACCUCCCCGCUUUCUGCAUCUCUUCACUCGGGACCAUGGAGCCUUAGAAGAGGGGGGGAGAGAGGACGAAUUCACCCGGAGGCAUUGGGAUCGGAGCGCGGCGGCUCCUUUUACGACUUCCCCCGGUCAGUGUGUGACCGAGUUUAACAUCCAAAACCGGGGUACCUUUGCGUCUGGGAGAGCCUCGGGGACCCAGCCGCUGCUUACCCCGGGAGGAGAGAGUUCCCACGCCGCUGUCGUUUCCCAUGUGAAUGUCUCGUUUACACCGCCGGCCUGAAUGAAGGCGAGAAGAAGCGCAGGCUGAACACAGAGAGCGUGUAUUUGAUUUGAUCCCCGCGGUGUCAGCAGCAGCAGCAGCAGCAGCGUCCGAGCGUCGCCGCAGGCGCUGCAUGUGUUUAAAUGGUGAAACUCUACAGAAGAGGGAGAACCGGGCAACACUUGUAAAAUCGCCCACAUGCACUGGAUCAAUUGCUGGAUUUGGGAACCACAUACGCAGAAGGGGCUUUGGGGAUCCUUGGAGGAGGCAGCCGGAGGAUGGAGCGGUGUAGCCGGGGUUGGUGAGAGCCUCACUUCGGGCCACUUUUCCACAUUUCUUCUCUGUAAACAACUCGCCCCUGUUGCCAGGACACAUGCAGGCCAAAAAACGCUACCUGAUCCUGCUCUCCGCCGGCGCGUGUCUCGUGCUGCUCUUCUACCUCGGAGGUGUUCAACUUCCAGCGGCGAGCAGGAGCCGGCACGACCGCAGCCGACAUGGAUACCGGCCCGACCAGCCGUGGCCUCACUUCUCUGACCCUUUACACCCGUUCCUGCCCUGGGAUCACACGGACACGGAGGAGUACAACCUGCACAUAUCCCCCACGCAGAAGAGGGACAUCCACGCGAGUGUUUACAAAGGGAAACACUGUCGCAUGGAUUCCUGCUUUGAUUUCUCUCGGUGUCAAAAGAACGGAUUCAAAGUUUAUGUUUACCCGCAGCAGAAAGGGGAGAAGAUCUCCGAGAGUUAUCAGAAUAUUUUAUCCACUAUCGAGGGGUCCAGGUUUUACACCUCAGACCCCGGACAGGCGUGUCUGUUCGUCCUGAGUCUGGACACCCUGGACCGGGACCAGCUGUCCCCGCAAUACGUCCACAACCUAAAGACCAAGGUCCAGAACCUGCCUCUGUGGAAUGACGGCAGGAACCACCUUAUAUUUAACUUGUACUCGGGGACGUGGCCGGACUACACGGAAGACUUGGGCUUCGACAUCGGUCAGGCCAUGUUGGCCAAAGCCAGCAUCAGCACCGACAACUUCAGGCCCAGAUUCGACGUCUCCAUCCCCCUCUUCUCCAAGGAGCACCCGCGCACCGGCGGGGAGAGGGGGUUCCUCAAGUACAACUCCAUCCCGCCUUUCAGAAAGUACAUGCUGGUGUUCAAGGGGAAACGCUACCUGACCGGUAUCGGCUCGGACACCAGGAAUGCCUUAUACCACGUCCAUAACGCGGAGGACGUGGUUCUGCUCACCACCUGCAAGCACGGCAAGGACUGGCAGAAGCACAAGGACGCGCGCUGUGACAAGGACAACGCAGAGUAUGACAAGUAUGACUAUAAAGAGAUGCUCCACAACUCCACCUUCUGUUUGGUGCCUCGUGGCAGACGACUGGGUUCCUUUCGCUUCCUUGAGGCGCUGCAGGCUGCAUGUGUGCCGGUGAUGCUGAGUAACGGCUGGGAGCUGCCUUUCUCCGAGAUCAUUGACUGGAACACAGCUGCAGUCAUCGGCGACGAGAGGCUCCUGCUGCAGAUUCCAACCACGGUGCGCUCCAUCCACCAGGACAAGAUCCUGUCCCUCAGACAACAGACGCAGUUCCUGUGGGAGGCCUACUUCUCCUCUGUGGAAAAGAUAGUGCUGAGCACACUGGAGAUCAUCCAGGACAGAGUGCUGGAGCACGGCUCCAGGAGCAGCCUGAUGUGGAACAGUCACCCUGGGGGACUCUUUGCCCUGCCGCAGUACUCUGGAUACCUGGGAGACUUCCCCUUCUACUACGCAACACUGGGAAUUAAACCGCACCCCAAGUUCACAGCAGUCAUCCACGCCGUCUCGCCUCUGGUGUCCCAGUCACAGCCCAUUCUCAAGCUCCUGGCAGCGGUGGCCAAGUCCCAGUACUGUGCACAGAUCAUCGUCCUGUGGAACUGUGACAAGCCUCUCCCUGCAAAGCAGCGCUGGCCCGCCACGUCAGUGCCCGUCAUCGUCAUCGAGGGGGAAAAUAAGGUGAUGAGCAGCCGCUUCCUGCCCUAUGAGACCAUAGUGACCGACGCUGUCCUCAGUCUGGAUGAAGACACGGUGUUGUCCACCACAGAGGUGGACUUCGCCUUCACUGUGUGGCAGAGUUUUCCCGAGCGUCUCGUUGGUUAUCCGGCCCGCAGUCACUUCUGGGACAGCAACAAGGAGCGAUGGGGCUACACAUCCAAAUGGACCAACGACUAUUCAAUGGUGCUGACUGGAGCUGCCAUCUACCACAAGUAUUACCAUUAUCUCUACACCAGCUUCCUGCCCAGCAGUCUGAAGAACAUGGUGGACCAGCUGGCCAACUGUGAGGACAUCCUGAUGAACUUCCUGGUCUCUGCUGUCACUAAGCUGCCGCCCAUCAAGGUCACACAGAAGAAACAGUACAAGGAGACAAUGAUGGGACAGUCUUCAAGGGCCUCGCGCUGGGCCGACCCCGACCACUUCGCCCAGAGACAGACUUGCAUGAACAAGUUCGCCAGCUGGUUUGGCGCCAUGCCGCUGGUCCACUCCCAGAUGAGACUGGACCCCGUCCUGUUCAAGGACCAGGUCUCCAUCCUUCGCAAGAAAUACAGGGACAUCGAGAGGCUCUGACAGGACCGGCGCCCCCUGGGGGGCGGAGACCUCGCACUGGGGGAGCCAAGAGAGACUGACUCGGUGGGAAGCAGGAGUAGUAGGACUGUAGCCGCAUGGACGGAGGGUGACACAGCUCUGUCUUCCACUCAGCACAUUGCCAAUGACUACAGUGCCACCGCGGCUGCUGCUGCUGCUGCUGCUGCUGCUGCUGCCCGGACUGGACAUGGAAAGGGACGAAUGAGGACAAACGCAGAUGGUGUUUAGAUUUGAAACCCUCAGACAAAAAGACAGAGAGAGAACACAAAGACAAGCCAAACAGUUCUGUGUGUUUCACAAACACACAGUGCGCACUACUGACGACGACGGUGACGAGAACUCUGGAAUAGAAUAUUUUUUUGUACGACACGAACAAGAGCGUCACUGACUUUCCCGCUCUUUCGGCACAUGUACAGGAUGGUAGAAGAGGGAAGGCGUUCAUGACCGCAAACCUGGCAACCCCCCCACCACGCACACCACUAAUCCUACUGGUCGCACCCAAGUCUGCAUCAGGACAUAAGCCUGGACUCACUACCAAACCCCUGCUUUUCAGUGUGGGAAACCCUGUUCUUCUGAUUUGAUUCCAUUGUACAAAUCAACUCUUGGUUUUAGAUUUUGAAUAUGUUUUCAAACAUUUACAUCAGUGUCCAGUCAUUACAAGGUCUUUACAGAACUACUCUGAUAUUUUACACACUCUCACUCACACACACACACACACACACAUCCUGGAUUCUGCAAACAUGUGAUCAGCCUCAUCGUUGAUGUGGUGAUACACAGUGUGUACAACGGUCUGUUAUCGCCAAGAUCAAUUUGAAAAGAACAUUGUUUCAUAUCCCAUUUUCCUCUUAUACUCAUGGCUGUUUUUUUUUCUCCACUUACUUUCAUCAUCUUUUUAUUUCCCCUACUAACGCUCUCAUUUACUGUGUGUGUGUGUGUGUGUGUGUGUGUGUGUGUGUGUGUCCAACCAUAAGCUGAAGCCGAGUACAUUUUCAUUUCCGACGGAAUGAGUGAAAUGAACAUUUCUGGAUGAAAUGGAGCAGAAUGUUGUAUUUGAACACAAACGUCUCCAUCAUCACAGGGAAAACAUUUCCGACCACAGAGCAGCCGUCAUUUCACAGGCGUGUCGAGAGAGAGAGAGAGAGAUUUUUAACGUUGAGCGUUCUGACAUCAGGGUCCGCCUUUAAAAUUGUUUAUUGCACAUCACGUCGCCGCCAUGCUCUCCGGUUGAAAUAUUAUAUAUUCCCCCCUCCCUUCGCCCGGUGACAUAUCAGAGAACCUCAGAGCCAUUAAAUUGACAAAAGGUUUUCUCCUCCAUUUGUCAGGCAGAGAUAUCUGUGUGUGUGUGUGUGCGCUUCAAUUAGGUGAGCCUUUUUCAUUUGGAGUGCUGUUUUAUUCCCGUAGACAAGCUGUUGAUGAAACACUCUAACAUUAUGGACCAUUGUGUUGUGAAAGCACUGACCCUCAAAUAUGACCUGCUGGCUAAUGCUAGCUUUGGGAGGAAAGCCUCUUUUUUUCUGGCCAACAAAACCCCGCUCUGUUUUAGUUCACGCUUAUCCACGACCUUUAAAGCUGGGGCGACACUGGAUGUGAGCGAUGUGCGCAAGCGGUUGCUAAACUUUGGGUGCGCUGUAUUUGCAGUCGUGUGUGAGACGGCUGCACACAAACAAACACUGCUACUAUUACUGUUUAUCUCACCUCUGUCACAUUUGUUUCACAGUAAAUCAGUUGUACUGUUUACAUUUCGACUAACUGCCGUUGCUACGCUGUUUGUGCGCACAAAAUACCACGUGGAGACUGUUGCUAACAAUAGCUAGCCCAAA